This is a messenger RNA of Podarcis muralis (Common wall lizard), 2663 nucleotides long. The record is from RefSeq and is a predicted model, not a curated record. NCBI's taxonomy places the organism in Eukaryota, Metazoa, Chordata, Lepidosauria, Squamata, Lacertidae.
GGCACCCCCAGCAAAAGGAUGGCAUCCGAGCUGGCCCUGAACAGCUCCGACCUGCCCACCAGUCCCUUGGCCAUGGAAUAUGUUAAUGACUUCGAUCUGAUGAAGUUUGAAGUGAAAAAGGAGCCGGUGGAGACCGACCGCAUUAUCAGCCAGUGCGGCCGCUUGAUCGCUGGGGGCUCGCUCUCUUCCACCCCGAUGAGCACGCCCUGCAGCUCGGUGCCGCCGUCGCCCAGCUUCUCGGCGCCCAGCCCGGGCUCGGGCGGCAGCGACCAGAAGACGCACUUGGAAGACUACUACUGGAUGACCGGCUACCCGCAGCAGCUCAACCCCGAGGCGCUGGGCUUCAGCCCGGAAGACGCCGUGGAGGCGCUCAUCAACAACAGCCACCACCAGCUCCAGAGCGCGCCGGGCUUCGAUGGCUAUGCUAGAGGGCAGCAGCUGGCCGCGGCCGCCGCCGCAGCAGCGGCAGCCGGCGGCGCCGGCCCGGGGGGAUCCAUGCAGCCCGACGACAUGGGCUCGGCGGCCGCCGUGGUGUCAGCGGUGAUCGCGGCGGCUCAGCAGCAGCAGCAGCAGCAGAACGGCGGCGGCGUGCCCCAUUACCACCACCACCACCACCCGGCCGGGGGCCACCACCACCAUCACCACCAGCAGCAGCCGGGCAGCGUGCAGUCCUCGGGCAGCAGCAGCAGCAGCAGUAGCAGCAGCAGCAGCAGUAGCAGCGCCGGCGGAGGAGGCGGCGGCGGCGGCGGGGGUCUCCACCACCCUCACCACGGCGGCGGCGGCAGCUUGCAUUUCGACGACCGCUUCUCGGACGAGCAGCUGGUGACCAUGUCGGUGAGGGAACUCAACCGGCAGCUGCGCGGCGUCAGCAAGGAAGAGGUCAUCCGGCUGAAGCAGAAGCGGCGGACCCUCAAGAACCGAGGCUACGCGCAGUCCUGCCGCUUCAAGAGGGUCCAGCAGCGGCACGUCUUGGAGUCCGAGAAGAACCAGCUCCUGCAGCAAGUGGAGCAUCUCAAGCAGGAAAUCUCCAGGCUGGUCCGGGAGAGGGACGCCUACAAGGAAAAAUACGAGAAAUUGGUCAGCAAUGGGUUCAGAGAAAACGGCUCCAGCAGCGACAACCCAUCCUCUCCAGAGUUUUUCAUGUAUCCAAGAGAAUCUUCUACAUCAGUGAUGUGAAAAUUCCUGUUACCUGGAGUCUGACAAGGCAUGAAGAGGAGGAGGAAUUUGAACUAGGAUUAUAGUUGUGUGCGGAGCCGAAAUCCUUUCUACCCCAAAUGCAAGAAUGCUGGUCUGAAUUGCUUUUCCGCAGACCCUGAGGCAGUUUGUAUGUAAAAGUGAAAACCAAAGCCCUGCCCUUAAAAGUGUACCUACUAAAGCUGCUUGAGGAUUUUGAUUUCUACGCAAACUGAUCUGAUAUUCAUCUCCCGGAAUAACACACAGAUUGGAAUGUUACUAUCCUUUGGAUUUUGCAGUUCUCUGAAUUUUGUGGUGCAUUUCUUAUCUAAAGAAAUGCUCCAAAAGGCUUUACAAGUUGCGUAUUUUAGAAUAAAAUACAUGUAGAAAUGUGUCUAUUGAGAUAAGAUGCAUAUUUAAAUAUAUAUUUUAUGUGAUUUAAUAUGUAUUUAAAUACAAAUUUUCAUGCAUUUUUUUUAAAAAAGGAAAAUAAUUUAGAAACAGGAUGGGAUGGAUUUAUGAAUAAAAAUGUGCAAGAUUACCAUGGAACAAAAAUAGACAAACCUGUCCACCCCCAACAGCCAUGUAGCUAACAUAAUGUGCAGUUUGGCUCUUAGUCCUUGCAUAGGAAGUGCAGGGAACUUUGGGCACUCCAGAAGUUGCUGAACUACAUCAUGAACUCCAGCAGACACUUUCAUCAACUUCAGCAGACACGGUCUGUGGCCAGGGAUGAUGGGACUUGCAGUUCAACAACAUUUGCAGGGCCAAAGUUUCCCUUCACCUGUUGCAAAAGGACAUCUUGUCUCAUUGUCUGAUAGGAACUAGUUGCUGUCCAAGCACCUGACUUCCAGCCAUGAACACAGGUUGGUGGUGAUGGAGUGUGGGGUGGAGAAGCAUCUAUCUUCCCCCUUACUCUUGUGCAUCUAGUUGUUCAUUUGAACACCUAUCUGAGAUAACAAUUGCCCCCUUUUGCAGUGUGUGUGUGUGUGUGUGUUUAUUUUCAUAAUAACUUCAAUAUGUUUGGUGCUUUCAAUUGUACAAAAAUAGGUCUCUACCCUGAGGAGCUUACAAUUUGUAAUUCAACACAGGUCAGAUAAGUGAGGAAAAGAAGGGAGAUGGAGGGAAAGAGGGACAGAAAAUGCAUUUAUACCAUCGAACUUCAAUGCAUAUUCAUAAUUUCUGCUUUGUAAAGCACAGAACCAUGUGAAGGAAAAAGAAGUGAUAACGGGGAACAAGAAGCAUGAGGACCAGUCCUUUGCACACACCUUCAGUUAUUGCAGUGGGGUAUCUCUGUGGCCAGCUCUGCUGAGUUACGAUGCACUCAGUACAUUUGGAGGUGGGUGGGGUUCAUAUCCUUAUCUGCGGGUGAUGUUUAAUAUCCUUGGACAAAUGCACUCUUCCUUAGCUUGUACACCUCUGCAUUUCUUACUUGACAUGUCUGUGCUCUGUGGACAAGACUGAGCCCCAUUAAAUAAAAUGGGUUUGUUUGU